Molecule: messenger RNA, 5828 nt
Organism: Varroa destructor (honeybee mite)
Lineage: Eukaryota; Metazoa; Arthropoda; Arachnida; Mesostigmata; Varroidae
Source: RefSeq, a predicted model, not a curated record
CUUUCGAUAACACGAGAGAUCGCUUUCUAGGAGCGUGUACCGUCUCCAUCUUUCACAUUGCACUGAAAACAAUUGAUUUAUAUAAUACAGACAUUAUGUUUGUGCGCAUGUGUGAAACGGCAGAAACACUACCUCAGUGACGAUUGCCACCCUAAAUCAAAUGGUUUCAACUAUGGUGAUGUUACCGAUCAGAUUGUCGCCGGUGACGAGGAACAGACUCGAUGCCAUCAUGAAACGGAUUAAUGUAACUGGAUGACAAAGAAUACAACGAAAGCAAAAAUCAACACGGGAAAACAUCAAUUAUGCGUUCUGGAUCGCCAUCGCCGUGGAAAAAUUAGUUUUCGACAGAGCACGUUAACGGGGCUUUCGGGGUAUUUCCAGUACCACGCCGGAGUUUCCAAAGAGCAGUUGGCAUGCCUGCUGCAGGGAUAUUUUCCAGACCAUUCGGAAAUCCGGAUAAAGAUCGAGAACGAACAAAAAAAACUACCGGCCAGGGGUUGCCGGGGGAAUCAAUGGAAGAGUUGGCCGGGGGCCUGCCAGUAUCUGCCGUCUUAACAAUGAAGAAACAUUCGUUUUACGUCUGGUUUUUGGGCGCCCAAGAAAGCGGCGGGCUUCGAGGGGACGUGUUUCUCCGCCCAGCACUUGCCAGCCUUCUUGAACGCGAGAAGGACGUCGAACCCGUCAAAGUCACUUUACAGAUCAGCAGCAAAGGAUUAAAAAUUGUCCAAAAUGUUUCUCGACCAGGCUCGCGUAACAACGGCAAAACGGAACAGGUAAAGCAUCUGAUUCCGGGUUAUGCAGUAACGUGUGUCACACAAGCCCGUCCCCCACAUGCUGAUGUUGUCUGCUGUAUCCUGCUUGUUUACAAUCCAGUCACGCGGUGCCCGCAUCACGUACAUGCAUACAGGUGCGAUUCUGUUGAGACAGCGACAUCUCUUCGAGUGCAAUUAGAACACCUUGUCGAACGACCAGAAAAUAGAAGUCGAUUCGAACAAGUCGAGGCACGGCUGGGCGAGCGCGGUGGAGAUCCUGGUCUUCAUUCGAGUGCUGCGCACCUCGAUGGACCGAUGCCGCCAAGGGAGACUGCAUCUAGAGGCCAUCCACCUCUUACAGGCGGGCUGGGACUGAGUGGUCAUCAUGGUGAACGCACCUGUUCCGGGAGCUCACACAGAUUAAUAGGCUCCGACGGUCGCAGCACGCGUACGGAUGAUGACGAUGAUCCUGACUUGGACAACAUGGACGACAUCGAAAAUAAAAUAGCUGACGAUCAUCUUGAUGAUCUUGAAAGAAGCGUGUGUGAGGAAGAGGCCCUGCCGACAGCUGUCGUGACCCGACACACACGACCUCCUGACAGAAACCAUUUAUUAAACAAUCACAAUCAGUAUGUAGGCCUCCAAAGUCAGGCUCAUCGGAACGUUCGAGGCCAUUCGGCUCAUCAUGGCUCUCACAGCUUCCAGCCCCAUCAUCAGCAGCAAUUGUAUCACGACCUUCAAGGUCAAGAAGGCUGUCAAAUCUCAGGCCAAAGUCACCAGUCCCAAAGCAGCCAGCAAACAGAUCAACGACCAGGAUCUGGGGCCCCUGUACAUUCGCAAGAGGACGACUCAGAUUCACUUUUACCACGGGACCCGCACGUAGCCCGCCUCUAUGACUCUUUAGCUCAGGAGUUGAAGGAGAAAUUAGCUGGCUCUAAAGCCAAUUCAGGCACCGGGGCUGGGACUGGCAAAGGACGCAAAGUUAACCAGGGACCCCUGUUACUCCCUCCAAAGGAUUAUGACACCGUUUGUAGACGGCAUGGCAAUCUUCAAGGCAUCGACUUAAGACGCUCGACAAUCCAGGCCAUUGUAGGCCAAACUUUGCCUGAUGGUUUCACUAACCAGGAGGAUGAGGGCCUUGACUACAAGGACCAUCACGGUGAAUCCAACGAGCUAAAGGAGCACCAUCAACGUCCUGGUGAUCAUCAGCAUAUUAGCCAGUCAUCUCACAUGCAAAAUAGUUCUGGUCCUCCAGAUGGGGCGCUCAUAAUCUCCUCACCGCGAGCUCCAAAAACGCCGAAUAAGGCUACUCGUCUUGCGUCCAACAGCUCAGGCAAAAGUUCAGGGAUCGGAUCGGACGAAAUGUUAGCGGGAACCGAUAUACCGCUGACUUCUGGGACAGUCAUACCAGUAGGGUCUUUGGACUCAACUCCAAAAGACGCAAGAAGAGGAACUGCAGAUGCUGGUUUGGCUGAUCGAGACGUUAGGAAGGUAGGAGAGACUCCAUUGAACGACACAGUCACCAGUUCUGACGAUGAAUGGAACUACAGACCUGCACAUCGUCUCAAUAAGGAAGCUAUAGACGUCCGAGGUGGCCACAACAGGCAACGUCCUCCAAUUUCUUCGCUACAGCAACACCGAUCAAUGGAUUUCCUGCACCAGCGCCUUGAGCACUUUCAUAUGGGAGAAGUGUCCGGACAUCAGGCGCGCAUAAAAGCAUCUUCUGAAGGCCGACAACAAUUGCAUAGGUCCACGAAUGACCUUUUUUCGUCGGGUAACCUACCCUUAACUUUGUUCGGAAAACAGUGCCCACCAACUCGACGCUCGCUCAGUAACUACUGCCUGGCGCACCCGCAGCUUCCGUCCGGCGGCGAUGCCUCAUCAACGGAUGUGGUCAAUAAGGUUAAAGGAAGCAACGCUUUAAGUUUGCCCUCGCCCAGACAGCUCGCACCCCAUGAAAGGCCUAUAUCGUUUCCAAUGGGGGUGAACCCCCAAAGAAGAGACAUUCCUCUUGCCCAGCCUCCUCCACGAUUUGGAUUUCAUCAACAUCCACUUCGAGAGAGUAUGAUUGAGCCCGUGCCACCUGGCGUACGACGACCCCUUAGUCCCGGUGAGCGUCGGGAGUCUUUGCAAAUGACUCCAGCAGUUCUUCGCCGGCUUCCCGUGACCCCAAUGGACUCUAUAGGGCUCACCCAGAGUGACCCCUGGAAAAGUGGUCUUCACUCGUCAACUGGAGCAUCGGCUUAUUUCUCUCGGAGACCUGUCUCGCCGGUAACACAAAACAAUGCUAAUACGAACAAAAGAUGCGGUAGUCACGUAGAUGAAAUGGUGAUGGGCCCAGGUCUCCGGGGAUCGGAUAUGAGACGACAGUCGUUAGCCACAGAUAGUCCAGGUGGCAGCUUGCACGAUUACCGCGGAAAUGGUAAUCCACUUGCCAAAUUUUUCAUUAACCCCCUCGAUAGAUCCCGGGGCCAUGGCCACUCACACGCGCGCCAUGGCAGCCGGUUCAGUGUUGCCGAACCACAUUCGUACGGAGGACAUCGCAUCUAUUAAAAGAUGCGCACACUGCAAAAUGCGAUAGCUAUAACAAGUGAUGUUAUAGCAUUUCAAGGUGAUCAUGUUUAUAAGUCUCCUGCCAUAAAAGCCCUUCUUGAUAAUGCUCACAUAUAUGACAUGCAACGCAAAAAUGAGCGUUACGCCUAUAUAUAUAGCAUACUUUUUAUAGGUAUCUAUAUAUCGACAAGAAGCGCGUAGUAUAACUUUUAAGCGAACUUCAUCUAUUUCUUUUGCACAAAAUUGACAGAAGAAAGUCUUUAAGACCAGCAAAUAUUCGUUCGGCUUAGGCCGAUACUUGCCCUGUUCAAGAGGACGCAGUCACUUGGAUAACGGUUUACUCAUCGAUCGUGUCUCCCGAUCGAUCACCAUCAAAAUGCAUCUGCGAAGCGCGAAAAAACAAACGUCCUCUUUUGAUGAUAUAUUUAGGUGCACGACACUCCCAUUUGCAAACAAUGGAACAGUUUGAGUAUCCUUAUUUCAACAGGAGGAUCGAGCUCUUCCUAUCCAUUGGCACUUGUACAGCAAAACGCACUGAUUGCUUUUUAGUGAACUACGCAAUGAAGCAUCCGAGAAAAUUUCAUAAUUAGACGCCUUACCACAGGAAUGUGAUUGGAUGAAUUGUAUCUGACAUUUGGAAUGGCCUAAACGGUUAGGAAAUGAGACUUGUUCGGGCGCAUUCCUAUAAUCGGUCGACGAUGAUGCUAGUUCUUUCCUGAAGAAGAGGUAGAGUCGAAAAGCUUUUCGUGAAUUUGGUUUACAUCAAAAUUUAACUUACUCGGUUUAACUUGAUUGACAAGGACUUCGUUGAGUCUUUAUAAUCUUACCGAUUCGUAUUUCAGAUCGUCGAGAUCGACAAAGGAAGGCGCGGCUAGAACAACUCGAAUGACAAGAUAAAUAGCGUGCUUGAUCAGGCGAUGGCUAAAUUUAGUUUUUAUUUACAGUUAUGAAAACUAUUAAUUGUCUAGCUGUUUGCCUUGAUCCCGUUGUGCCCGUAUCAACUCUCAACGCUAUACAGGACAUCUUACUUUUUACUAUCUUCUUCUAGUAAACAGUUCCAACAAAAAACACUCGAUCUUUCUGCUUGCAGUCCGUUCGAGUAGGACUUAGCAUAGCGAGAUUAUAUCGAGUUAUUGAUACGUCUUUCGACCUUUUGCGUUUCCGAGACCUCUGUUAAGUAGACUACGAACUGCCAAUACUGUAAUGACUAAAACGGGUGUGAUCGAUAAUUGAGCUUAAAUUAAUGCGUGCCACCAAGUCGACGUCCAUAACCUCGCCUGCUGUCGAGCAUGCCCUGGGGAACGAAUUUAGAUACUUGCGUACAUGAACAGAAGUCUUAUCGUCGAUCAAGGAAAUCUGAAAUCUUCUUUUCUGUUUUAUUUUGUCAUCAUUAAUAGGUUUUUUGAUGUAUUGUAUGGGAUGCAGUCAGUUCUCACUUGCAGUUUUUGCAGUGGAGAAUCAUAUAAUAGGGAAUAACGUUCUCCAUUCAUUACGCAGUAGGAGCUGACAUUUCGGUGAGGAUCGAUUUCGUAACGACUUGACUCAUCGAAAGGAGUUAGGAGGAUAACAGUUGUGGCAGGUUUUUUUUGGGGGCAACAGAAUUGCGCUACACCACUAGCCGGGUUCCUUUCAAACCCUCGCCUAUUUGUGCGACGCGCUUAGAGAUUGUACAUUAUAUUUUCACAAUAUAACUAGCUCAUAAAUUAUAUAUAUAUAUAUAUAUAUAUAUAUAUAUAUAUAUAUAUACCUUUGUUUUGUUUUGGUGGUCGACAUAUCCACAAGGACGAUGUCGGGUCCACAAGCAUGUCCGCGCCAUCCGUGUGCCCGAUGCCUAUCGCCUCGUUUAGCUCUUGCUUGCUGCAAUGUACUAUUAUUUCCCGUUUUCCACCUUUUCUGCUAUUGACAAGCCAUUAAAAUACACUGUCUGAAUGUUAAUAAUGACUUCAACAAAAGUUAACAAUAGCUAAUAACAACAACGCUACUAUUAAUGUUAAUGAAUAAUAUUGAAUCAAAAAUUACUUGAAUGUAAGGUGUGGGCGGCAAAUACUGUAAUAUGUAAUUGUUUCUCGUAAAUAAAUGGCGCGUUCUUGGGUCUUGGAAUUAUAGUUGCAAACCCGCGUUUUUUCUCUGCUACAACUCGUUAUAUAGGUAACGAAUAUAUUUCACGAUAUUAGGUACAUCUCAAAAGAAUAUAAAAAGGUAGGUGGCUUCUUUUCGCGCUGAAAAACAUGGUACUCUGAAAAUUUUUUAGGUAAAUUUUAUCUACUCUAAAUGCCGUUAAGGUAUACAUCACAACGUAAAAAGGAGUUCCUAUCAUAUUAACUUUUCACUGACGUAGCGCCGCCUUACCAUUCAUAUCUGGUGUCUAGAUAUUUAUAUUUUUCAAGCACACUCAAAAUUAAAAAAAAAUAUAUACAUAUAGGCAGUUAAAAGUGGAUGCGGCAGAAUUUGAAAUCAAGUAAUUUUUAAGCUAGCAGGGCUGAAACCAUGAUACCUCAAGACGUGUUAGAGGUGCCCUUUUUA